Brassica napus (rape) is the source of this 4497-nucleotide messenger RNA. RefSeq lists its product as uncharacterized. The record is from RefSeq and is a predicted model, not a curated record. Bases 2884 to 3534 code for a protein of 216 amino acids. Gene Ontology annotation, molecular function: RNA nuclease activity. The transcript is spliced from 3 exons. Gene Ontology annotation, cellular component: peroxisome. Gene Ontology annotation, biological process: regulation of gene expression. Lineage: Eukaryota; Viridiplantae; Streptophyta; Magnoliopsida; Brassicales; Brassicaceae.
AACGCUAAGACGUGUGGGAAACAUACGAACCACGCCAUGUGGUGGUUUCAUGUCUGUCUAAUGUCUCACAUUUCAAUUCAUACUGAUUAACUACCAUAUGAAAAUGCAAUAACUAUAAAUAGUAUAAAUAAACCAACAAAAGGACCUACUUAAGAGUUUAUUCUUUUCGAAAUGGUAUAAGAAUAUAUUCAUGAUAUGACAAAAUAAUUUGGCUAAGAAAAUUAAGACGGCGACGAGAAUGUAAGACAUAUCUUUAAAAAUAAAGUUCAGAAAUGGAGCCAUGCAGCCACAAAUGUUUUGAUACUACUAGACCGAUAGAGAGUUUCUACUAGAGACCACAACUUGAUUCUUAUGAUGUAAACAUGAGUGGCUACAGUUUUAACCACAUAAUAGUUUUUAUUAAAAUAAAAUGUUGUGUUUCAACCAUCUGAUUUUUAGUGAUUGUGUUUGUGUAUGACAUUUGAGUUGUAAAUAAAAUGUUGUAAUGAAAUAUGAAAUACUUAUCAAUGUGUUCCAAUUCAGGUCCUUGAACCGUGAAUCCUAAUAGCUAUUCAACGGCAGUGAAUUCACCAAUAACAAUGUUGAAAAGCGUUUACUAUCAUUCAUCCGCUUCUGACAAAGUAGAGACAAGUUCUUAUUGUUAGCCACAAGGGCGACAUGUCGAGUAUUUACUUUAGCUCAUGGCUUUAUAUGUUGCUAUCAAAGACAACACCGAGACUUGUGUUCCUAACAAACGGUAUAUGCAUCAACGGGUUACGGUUCUAUGGGACCAAAUACGGAUAGAGGAGCUAUGCCAAAAAGAGUUUUUUUUAAAAAAAAUCUGAUAGAAUUUCUCGUUGAUAAGAAAUACAUAUAAAGAAAUCUGACAAAAAGGGAAAAUUUUAAAAGUGCCCACACGCAGGAUCGAACUACGGACCUUCAGUUUACAAGACUGACGCUCUACCACUGAGCUAUACGGGCAUUUUAUACAAUGUUUUACUUAAAAUUAUAAAUUCGGUUCAAAGAACCAAUUGUUUAUUUUUUGCUAAAAUUUGGUGAAAGAACCAAUAGUUCCACAGGCAAUCAAUAAAUGUGAAAUCCGUUCGAUAAUCUGGAACCAGAGUGCACGAUAAUGAUUUAGCCUAUAAUGAACCAUGUCUCAGUAUCUAACAAGGAAGUCUUUGACAAACCAUUAUGUUUUAGCCUAUAAAAGUCAAUGCACGAUAAGUAUCUACCUUCCUAGAGUAAUGAGAGAUUCGUGAGCCUCAUACUAAGUAAGUAGUACCAUGUUCUGUAAAUGCUCAAAUGACAAUUUUGCUUCAGUUGUAGCAGGUCUCUUAAUAAUCAACCGUUGGUCCAUGUCGGAGAACUCCAAGGAAACAAGAUAUGCGAACCCUUCAUGAGAUCUGUAAAGAAGUGUUAAUAUGGAGAAAGAUGAUAAUACUAAGAGAGACAUUUGUUAGUAGACUUUAUCAUAACACAGAUGGACGAAAAACACACUGAACUAUGGACUUAUAAGAUUGCAUAGUUGAAAAACCGGGUCAUUGUCUCCAGCUAACAGUGAAUCAUUUACAGAAUGGCCAAGUCUGUCCAUCGUUACACACAAAGUCAAUUUUAGUUCCUGUCCGUCAUCGCACACAAAACCACUUUAAGUUACUCCAAUAACCGCAAAGUAUGCAGAAGUGCAGAACAUGGAAUGAAUGGCAUCUUAGUUUUUCUCCCCCAGGUAUAAAAAUAAACAUAAGCGAAUAUAUCCAUCACCAUGCAGUAAAGCUCUCUCUUGCACUAAACACUAGUCUAUGCAACUAACGAAAGAUAAGACAUGAGUUUGCAAAUUAAAUCGAUAAUUCUAAAUUCUAAAUGUUUUUAUACAAUACAAAAUAAUUUUAUUACGUGAGCUUUGAAUGUAAUAUUUCGGGCAUAUCAAAUUUUACUAUUUACUAUGUAAAUUCUUUUUUAUUUUUUAAAAAAAAUUAUGUAAGUACUUAAAAAUAGAAAAUCAACUUAAAAUUUAUACUUAAAGAAAAAUAGACAUUCAAGCGUUAGCUGAUCCAUAUAAUACCAAGACAGAAAAUUGACUAAUCAACCGAUUACGUAAAAAACAUUUUUUUUUAAAACGUAGCAUGCAUGUGCGGUGAUAAAAAAAAUUUGGUUGAACAUUUUGAUAAUUUGAAAUCUGAAAAGUGUGCUGUGGUGUGUAAUUUGAUAAUUUAUAAAUAUGAAUUUUCAUUUUUUACGAUGACAAUCUUUUUCCUCUUUUUGUUCGUUUUAUAAUCCCUUUUAAAGAUAUAAAUAUCUUCGUCUUUUUAAAAGAAAAUAUCUUAUAUUAAAAAGGUGCUUUUGUAAAUGAGAAUUUAUAAAUAUGACUACUUUUCCUUUCUUAAUAUAUUACAAUUUUUUCCUUCCUUUUUUUGUUCUUUUCCAUAAUCUGUCUUUAGAUUUAGCCCCAGUAGUUUGAACGUAAAAGAAAAAAAUAACAAACUUAAAAAGAAACCCUAGUACGGGUGGUAGAGGACUUGUGUCUGAAAUUUGUUAACCUUUAGAGAAGAUGAGUGGGAAGAACGAUGCGGCGAAGACAGGCAAAAUAGCGGUGUGGUGGGACAUGAAGGACUGUCCGGUUCCAGAGGGUAUUGAUGAUCAUCGUGUCCGUCCGAGUAUAGAAGGUGCCUUCAAGGAACAAGGCUACUCUGGUCCUGUCUCCAUCACAGCCUAUGGCGACCAAAAACAAACCCCUGAACACGUGCUACGAGCUCUAUCUUCCACUGGAGUCGCGGUGGUACAUAUCGGAUCUGGUUAGUCCAAUUAGUUGUUAUAUCAUAAAUAUAAAAAAUGUUAUAGUUAGAUCUUGUGUAUCUAUAGUGAGUAUGUUUCCUUUGUAAUGAAACAGAAAGCACGUGCGCAGUCAUGUACCUUGAUAUGGUGAAAUGGCGAGAGGAUAAUCCUCCUCCGGCUACAAUGAUGAUCAUAACCAAUCAGAUGCUAGAUGUCUUCAACUGGGAUCUGGCCCGGCUACAACAACGCACGAGUUACAACAUUUUUCUGGCUUAUUCAAUUAGGCCUGUCGCAGCAUUGUUCGUGUACACUCGCAAAGAGUGGCUCUGGGAAAAAUUACUACAUGGGACGACGUCGACAAGCGUAGACACGGCGGGUGAAUUAUCUACCGUGUUUCAUUGCGAAUUUUGCUCUUUGGAUUGCCAAAGCGUGAAGAGUUUCAAAAAGCAUCUCUCCACUAAAAAGCAUGCAAUAGAAGAGGUGUUAAACCCUCAGCCUACACAACUUAUAUCUGUAACGAAGAGGUGGGGGAAGAACUAUGCUGCGACGCCUGAAUAUGCGACAGCUAAAAUCCAUGUGAGUUGGGACAUGUCUGAGUGUCCUAUUCCCGACGGUUAUGAUGCUCGUCGGGUCCGUCCCAGUUUGGAAGGAGCUUUCAAGGAACUAGGCUACUCUGGUCCUGUCUCCAUCACUGCCUUUGGUGACCAUAAACAAACCCCUGAACGCCACCUUCAUGCCCUCUCUUCCACUGGAAUCGAUGUUGCACAUGCCCUUCCGGGUUAGUCCAUUUGGAAUUUAAAAAAAUAAAAAUAAAUUAGCAACUAUCCCUUGCAUGCAAUUUACCUUUUGUUUUGUUGAAACAACAGAAUUCAUAUACAGUCGCAUGUUUGAUGAUUUGAAGCAAUGGCGAGAUAACAAUCCUACUCCGACUACAAUGAUGAUCAUAUCGGAUGGGGCUGAAAUUUUGUUAGGAGGUUGUCUUGCCAGGCUAAAACAACUAAAGAAAUACAACCUGUUUUGGGCUUAUUCUUUUAGGCCUUGGAAAAUGUCAGUCAUGCUCACUUCUGCCGAGUGGCUCUGGGAUAGCUUACUUGCAGUGGAAGUAGUGAAAGCGUUGUUGAGUCUACCGGAAUGUUUUAUUGCAAAAUGUGCUUCUCUAAGCGCAAACGCCUGGAUAAAUUCGUGAAGCAUCUCUCGAGUAAAAAACAUAUCUCCGAAGUAAGCAUCCUCUCUCUCUCUCUCUCUCUCUCUUUGUGAUCUAUACAUUUUUGUCUAACCAUUUUAGCAAGCAGGAGGAGGGUAUUACUGAGCAUGUUGAAGCUUCCGAGAAGCGGCGACUGUACUGUCUAAAGGCAAGUUUUUUUUUCCUCAAUGAUUAAUUUAAUAAGAUUUUACCAGAAAGACAAAAUUGUAUGCAUGCCAUUUCUCACAACUCUGUGUUUUUUUUUCAUAUUGUAGAAAGAAUGUUUUCCAGAGAGCAAGCGGUUGAGGAAAGCUGCCUAGUCGAGGUCGAAAAGUUGUGACUCAAGUGAUCAGAGUCUAAUCCUAUCCUAUCUUUAUUUUUCGUUUCCUAGUCUAUGUUUCGUUUUGAAGUAUUUAAAACAAUGGCUAUAUAUAUAUAUUGUAGCAAUGGAUCUUGAUAGCUGCGUCUAGACUCCAGAACUAGGCCCAAAAUGUAUUUUUGGUACUCUUAAGAGUUUCUGUCUUUUUUUGGAUCUCUGUUUCUAACUUUGUUCACUUCCCAAA